This is a messenger RNA of Closterium sp. NIES-67, 2285 nucleotides long. The record is from the annotation of a GenBank genome assembly. Lineage: Eukaryota; Viridiplantae; Streptophyta; Zygnematophyceae; Desmidiales; Closteriaceae.
CCCUCCCUCCCUCCCUGCUCCCCUCAGUCCUCGUCUGUCCCACAGUCACACCCAUGCUAUUCGAGCCAACCACCCUCCUCCCCCGCUUUUCCCACAGCCUUUCUGUAACAGUUUGCCUGCUUAUGCAAGUUCUCUCCGAGAUCUUUCCGUGUUAGCUAGAUACUCGCAUAUGUAGUUUCUUUCGUCGGUAGCUAUUCUGCGGAAACCGGUGCAUCUCGUUUGGUGUAGUAGGUGGUAGUCGCUGUUUUUUUAUCGGAACCUCACCGUAGCAACAGAAAUGUCUCAGCUCGUCGAAGCGACCACGCGCUGCUGCUGCUUCCACCGAUGCGGUCGCACGGGUCGCAUUGUUUCCGUCGCCGCCGCCGACGCGCACAACAGAGAGCAGCUGCAUCUGCGCGCCUUGCAACUCGACGACCGUAAGGAAGGCGAGCGACGAGUCGCGCUCAUGCGCCAGCAGGAACAAGUUCAAGGCGCUGACGUGGACAAUUACGGAGCCACGGCCCGAGCCGGGACAGGAACCGGAACGCCCGGAAGCUCCGGCAAAUCCAGAUCUCGCGGUUCAUCCGGUCCCCGCUUCGCUUGCCGUUGCUCCCAGUGCACGUCGCGCUACGGCAGCCCGGGCCGGCUGCUGUGCGAGACCGCGUGGCGCGACCACUGGAAGCGGCGCGCGGCGGAGAUAGUGCUCCAGCAGGAGCACGAGGUGGAAGCCGCACCCGUCGCAGAGGUGUCGGAUCGUGAGUCCGGUAUCCAGGGGUGCGGCGGCGGCGGCGGCGGCGGCGGCGGCGGCGGUCGGUCUAACGGAGCUGUCGCCGGCUCGCUGUUAGCGAUUGAAGGCGAAGAGGCUGAUAGCGGUGGUCCGCUGCUGCCCAGGACCAGCUGCGACCACUGGGGUUCGGAAGCCCGCGCGCUCCCGUCCGAGAGCGGCGCUGCUGUCGCGCAACAACAGCACCAACAGCACCAACAGCACCAACACCAGCCACAGCAACAGCACCAGCAACAACGGCAUCAAUUCCAGCAGCAGCAGCAGCAGCACCAACGAGUAGCUCUCCCCGGUGCGGAGCCUUGCGCGGUCUGGACUCCUCCCAGCCGCCCGCGCGAGUUCUCCUGGCUGGCUUCGCCUAAUGCUCCGCCCGCCGCGGUGGAUUCACCGCCCAGGCCGUGGGAGGGCGUGCCGGCGGCGGACGAGCGCGUGGGGUACGGCGGGUGCGCGUGGCGGAAGCGGGGGACGGAGGCGGUGGCGGUGCGGAGCGGAGACGCGCUAGCAGGGGAGCACUUCGAGGCGCGCAGACUGCAAUUCCCGGACGACACCGCGGCUCCUGCGGCUCCCGCGGCUGCGCUGUUGGGAGAUCUCGGGGAUUUCGAGCCUGCAAAGGAUGGCUCGCCGACGAAGCGCGCGCGGGCGGGUUUCACCAGACCGCUGGCUGCCGCGACCGCUGAGGCAGCCGCAGCGGCGGCGGCCGUAGCGGCGGCGGCGGCGGCGGUGUACAGGGGGAAUCAGGCUCCCGGGUGCCAUGUCGCGGACAAGCUACAGCAGCUGCGGUGCUUCGACCAUCGGGCGCAAGGGAGACAUGGAACCGCGGCGCUAGACGCUAUGGAAGCCAUGUUGGUGCAUGCUCGCGUGGCGCUGGGUGCGGCGGCUGCUACCGGCGGCGGCGGCGCGGCUGGCACCAACACCAACUCGUUUCAAGGCGGCAUGCCGGCUACGCCGCCGGCCGGCCGGCCGUUGCCGUCGGUGGACGGAGACGAGUGUUUCGCCGGCCGGCUGGACGAUGUGUUUCAGCGGCAACAGCAGCAGCACCAGCACACGGCCGCGGCGCUUUCCCACGGUAUGCUCAGACUCCUGUUCGACGACGGCUCGCUUACAGCCUCCGCUGCCGCUGUCAACGCCAGAGCCAUGGCUGCCGCUGCUGCUGCCGCCGCCGCCGCCGCUGCGACUGCGACUGCUGGGAGAGUAGCGCCUGUCGGAGGGUUAGGUCCGGUGAUGGUGGGGGGAAUGGGCCCCGCUUCCCCUGCGCUGAGUGAGGCAGGGCGCGGGGAUUACAGAGCCGCGCGGGCGAGCCUGUUUGGUAACCCUUAUGGUGGUUACAUUCAGUAGGGGCAUGCUGGCUGAAGCAUGCAUAGGAUACCGUUCAUUUGCAGGGCUGCUGCUUUUUCCCGCCUGGGUGGCAGCAGGUUUCAGAGUCGGACCCCCUAAGCAUGUGACUGCUUUUUUAUUAUGUGCGCAUUUUUCGCUCACCUUGUGGCAUGUUGCGCACAGUUUUUUUUUUACACCAAUUUGAGAAUCC